Messenger RNA from Drosophila santomea, 1860 nucleotides. RefSeq lists its product as uncharacterized. The record is from RefSeq and is a predicted model, not a curated record. The transcript has a single exon. Lineage: Eukaryota; Metazoa; Arthropoda; Insecta; Diptera; Drosophilidae. The coding region runs from base 116 to 1840 and encodes 574 amino acids.
CUUCACGUGAAGUGUUCACAUUUUUAGACCAGCUGUCAAAAUUUUCUUUUAAAAUAUUAGUUUUUCACGUGCUAUUGGCAAGUGAACAUUGUCGUUGAUAAGAGGAAGAGUAGAAAUGUUGGACAGACUCCGAAGAUCCCAGAUAAGACUGGACUCCGCCGCACCCAUUGUAAACCGAACCACCACGAUGCGAAGAACACGUCGAUUGAGCUUUAAUAUUGAAGCUAAUGGCUUUGUGGCGCCAAGGACUCGAAGAAGACGAAGAAGGGAUCCAUACUUUAUAACUUAUCCUCCUAUGUUUGACCCCUUGCAGAUGGGACACCAAUGGGGAUUCGAUUUCCGCAGCAACGAAUUGCCCUAUGUUUAUGGACAUUUAUUUGAGCCCCCUAACCGCUUAGAUGCCGGUGAAAAAUAUGAAUGUGAUACUGUAAGCUUUCUUACGCCUGAAGAAACGUGCGAUACAACUAAUCCGCGGGUUAUUCAUGAGCUUGGGGAUGUUUUAUCGGGAUUAGACAGCUUAUUGCUAGACAAAAAGGUCAAAGUACUGGAAGAACAUCAAGAAAAGUCGAAUACCACCGAGAAUAAUGAAGAUCAAACAUCUAGUUCUCAAGCAAGCCAUCUUUCAGAUCGAACCGAUGUUAUGUGUGAAACAAUUGACCGGAUAAACAACUACAUAGGAACUUAUUUGAAGAAGGAGGUGCAGGUUUGCCUAAAUCAAAUAAAUCACUUGCGGGGAAAACUAGCAACGGUCCAGGUGUUGCAGCUGCCUGUGCAGCCGCUGAUUGUUCAGUCGUUUCCACCGUAUCCUUCUUUCGAUAGCUAUCCCCUACAGGAAAAUGUUCUCCAAAAUAAAUCUCAUCUCGAACGUUUGCCUUGGUUGAAGGAGCGAAAACGUAAACGACUGUCAAAGUCCACUACCUACGUGCACAUGCAGAAUCAAGGAAGUAGUACCGAGGAUCUGCCAAAGAUCUUGGAGGCAUCAAGAAGAAAUAAACUCACAGAAAUCCUAAAUACAUCCAAAAAGGAUGCCGGUACCACCAUGUGGUGUCCGAGGGAAUGCUGUGGAGAACAUUGUUGUGCGCGGGAGCAGGAAGUCUAUUACUCAGGGCAAGAAAAUACAGAUUUUGCAAAUUCCCUGAACUCAGAUGAAGGUUUUCCUUCUCCAUGUAUCAAGGCCCCACCACCAAGUAUUAUAUCAGACGAAGAAGUGUACGAUCACGAGGAGUAUUACCAUCCUAAGGGAGAAUCCACUUACCUACCUGGUUCCCCUCGAACAUCAAGUUAUAGAUCUAGCUGCGAUUAUCGCCAAGAAGGCGGAAACCUUACCUAUUCCUAUAUGGAGGAAGAGGAGCAGGUGGAUGAUGAUGACUGGUAUCGAAGUGCUAGCAAUAAGCUAGCUGAGUUGGAAGAGGAGCAGGACUACUAUAAGGAAUCGGAAAAGAAAAUGCUAAAGCACCUUGACCCCAACAGUGAAAAUAGUUGUGUAAAUAUCAUAGCCACUAGCGAUAUGGCGGUCAGCACUACGGAACUCAAUGCGGAAACUCACCGGACACCGAUUGUGAGGAUCUGCAAAACGUCCUCCUUAAAACAGCAAAAUAAUCUUAGAGAUGGAAACCAGAAGGGAUCUUCUCCAGGAAUCCAUAAAGUUAUGUUUGAAAAUGUCCAAUGCAACAAAGCAGUGCAGGUCCAACCAAACUGCAUAUCGACGGGAACGGAUCCAAUAAGGAAAGUAUCUAUUUCCACAAUAUCCAAGGUCAAGGAGAAUUCAAAGCACCUAAUAAAGCCCAAAGACAGGAUCUAUCAAUCUAUAAACAUAAAAAGGCGCCACCAAGAGGAAUAAAUAAUAUAGGAACAUAAGGA